This is a messenger RNA of Pieris napi, 3304 nucleotides long. It is a transcript of the gene Arpc2, whose product is annotated as actin-related protein 2/3 complex subunit 2. Gene Ontology annotation, molecular function: structural constituent of cytoskeleton; actin filament binding. Gene Ontology annotation, biological process: actin filament polymerization; Arp2/3 complex-mediated actin nucleation. Gene Ontology annotation, cellular component: Arp2/3 protein complex; actin cytoskeleton. The coding region runs from base 137 to 1048 and encodes 303 amino acids. The record is from RefSeq and is a predicted model, not a curated record. The transcript is spliced from 9 exons. Lineage: Eukaryota; Metazoa; Arthropoda; Insecta; Lepidoptera; Pieridae.
AAUCCGUUUCUUUCUGUCAUAGAAAUAUCUGUGUGCGGGCGGUCGUCAUAUUAAAGAUAAUUCGUAUGAAUUAUUAAAUGAAGGUGCUAUAAAGUGUUAAUUUUAUGUAAAAACUGUAGUUAUAAAUUGUUAAAUAAUGAUCUUGCUGGAGAUCAACAAUAGAAUUAUAGAAGAAACGUUAACAGUUAAAUAUAAAAAUGCACUGGCGCGCUUAAAGCCAGAGUCCAUAGAUGUGACGGUUGCAGAUUUUGAUGGAGUCCUUUUUCAUAUAUCCAAUGUCAAUGGAGAUAAAACCAAAGUUAGGGUUAGUAUAUCAUUGAAGUUCUACAAGCAAUUGGAAGAACAUGGAGCUGAUGAAUUGCUCAAAAGAGUUUAUGGUCCCCUGCUCACUGAAGCUGAAACAGGUUACAAUGUCUCUGUGUUAUUGGAUUUGGAGAACAUUCCUGAAGACUGGGAGACCACAGUGAAGAAAGUUGGCUUAUUAAAGAGAAACUGUUUUGCUUCUGUGUUUGAGAGAUACUUCAGGCUGCAAGAGGAUGGUGAUGUUAGCCACAAAAGAGCUGUUAUUAACUAUCGACAGGAUGAGACACUGUACGUAGAAGCCCAAGAAGAUCGAGUGACUGUAGUCUUCUCUACUGUUUUCCGGCACGAAGAUGACAUAGUAAUUGGCAAAGUGUUCAUGCAAGAGCUGAAAGAGGGUAGAAGAGCGUCACAUACUGCACCACAGGUCCUAUUUUCACACAAGGAGCCACCGCUAGAGCUGGUAGAUACAGAUGCUAAAGUAGGCGAUAACAUCAGCUAUGUUACAUUUGUGCUGUUCCCGCGACACACCUGCGAAGCGGCACGGGACAACACCAUCGAUUUGCUUCACAUGUUCCGUGAUUACCUGCAUUACCACAUCAAGUGCUCCAAGGUGUACGUUCACUCCCGUAUGCGCGCUAAGGCAGGCGAACUGCUGAAGGUGCUCAACCGUGCGAGACCACAAUCUACCACACGACCCACCGAGCGGAAAACUAUCUCAGGGAAAACAUUUGUGAGACGAGAUUGAUUGCUGUCCGCUGGCCAAUAGACGCAACAGCGUCACUCAAGUAACGCGACCAUUCCGGUACAUUUAAUUAAAACCUCUUUUAUUCUAUGAUCUCAAAUAUUUCUUCAGUAUUUAAUUGGAGAUUGCUUGAUUUCCCAGAUUGUAAUCCUAAAAGACAAUUGUCAACUGUCAACGUCAAAGUGACAUCUGAUUAUUGUCUAUGUUUAAAAAUGUAAAUUGUCUAAGUUAUUUGCGAUCUUAAUGUUAUUCCAGCUAUUUAAAACUGUAUAGAACUAAAAUCUUUAAAAUCACGGGUUAUGCAAUUUUUUAUUAAUGUAUAGUAUUGGAAUGAACGCGUUACCCAAUAAAUCCACAAUGUGCGUAUUUCGUAAUCAAUGUUAAAUUAACCAAAAAACCGAUCAGGUCACAAAAAACCGUUAUUUAUUUGUUGCAAGCUCAAUAUUCGGACAAUUUGAAAUGUGCACAUUGUUACCAAGCCUAACCUAGUGAUUGAAUGUUUCUGUAGUUCUUGUUAACAAAAUUAUGCUUUACAAGAGUUUAUUAGAGAGGUGGCACUGCGAUUGUGACUCGGGUUCCUAAUUCUUAUUGUCUGGGUACAGUCAACGUCAAAAGCGCACUCGAGCAAUUUUGGCGUUGAUUGUACACUGGCAAAUGAAAACGUUUAUUACCAGUAGUGUCCAUCGGGUUUCGUUAGCUACGUAAUUGUGUUACUCACCGAUCCAUAGCGUAUUUGGAGUAUCUCGGAACAGGUUCGACACUUGAGAUACUCAGUACAAUGUAUACCUGUUCCGUUGCUUGUAAAAAUGUAUAUCGCAGACGUAAGGUGUUGCACAAAUUCCUUGGAAUCCUUUUAUUAAAUUUGCGUAUUAGUUACAUAGGUAUGCAAUAUACGAACAAUAAUAACUUUAAUGAAAUUUGUUUUUAGGUAGGUCGCAUUCAAUUAUUAACAUGUAAGUGAAAGUGUAUAAAUAUCUCGAUAGUUUCUUCCAUAGACGAGUGACUUGGAUCAAUAUGGCCUUAUUUACCGAUUUCGAUUGUCUGGUCUCUAUAGAAUCGCUAGUUUAGGCCUUGAUCAAAUGUAUGAAAAGUGCAAUUCGAUAUUCCAUUUUGUUUAUAAUCUGUCGUUGAUAUUUUAUUAAAUUUUAUUCCAUGAAUUCAAAGUAGCGUCAUAGGUACUGGACACAUUACAGUUUUUGCACGAAUAUAGAUUGCUCAAAAACAUGUUUGAUCAUUGUAAAGGAAUAGGUUUAGAGGGCGAACGUUGGGUUGUCAGCGCGUUUAAGUAUUGAUUCAUAUCGAUUUGCAGGUGCCAUCUAGUCAAAAAUUCUCAAUUUAAGGUAAAUUUGUGCAAAAACAAACUGCGCCAAGCGGUUUAGCUAUUAUUACUAAAUUUUCUUGGGUUUUAAAAUUAUAUUCACGUCUCCCCACCAAAUAAAAUAUGUCCAAGUUACGUGCCAAGACUAGAAGCUCUACCAUGAGUUUGACAAAGUAUCAAUCGCUGACGUAAUACGCGUGUCAAAUACUCGUACGUUUUAUGUCGCCCCUAGUUGUGCGCAACACUUAAGAAUUUUUAUACAAAUUUUGACGUCUACGUUUGCAGUUUAAACUUUUAAGAGUCGUGGUAAAGCUCAGAGAUUAAGUGAAUGAGAUACUAUGAAAUUACAAUAAUAAAAUAUUUAUAAUAUUAUCUAUGCUUACAUCAUAGCUGAUCCAAAUUCGAAAGUCAAAUAUAAUUAUUAAAUCUUAAUUUAUUACUGCUAAUUGUCAAAGCAAUUUUAGAGCGAGAACUGCUUACGAACUCCCGCCUUAAUCGAUUAUUUUCCAAACUGCCGCUGUCACCAUGACACUUGCUCCAAAUGACAAUUGACACGUUUGACAACCCAACGUAACAGCCUUUUAGGGAUAAUGUUUGAGAUUGCGGUGUUAAUAGCGACGGAGUGAAAGUUUAAGUUAUUUUGUCCAAGUGUCAGGAUAGUCAAAGAAACAGGUCUUCUAUGAGCAUAUGUAGAAACAAUUAACUAAUUAAUAUUAUGUAGCUAACUUGAAUUUUUAUGUAAUUUUUAUUUGCAAGAUGUAUUAUUUAUGUAUUAUAAUGUAAGUUAAAUAAUGUUUUAAGCUUACAUAAUGAUUUUAUUGUCAGUGCGAGAUUAUAACAGGACACUAAAGUUAUUUGUGAAUAUGUAAUUAUUCUUGUGAUCUAAAAUCCGUUUAUACCGUAUUUUUUAUUUUCUAGAUUAAAGAAAACAUCUUAAUGCA